This is a messenger RNA of Octodon degus (degu), 3487 nucleotides long. RefSeq names its product phosphoglucomutase 5 (gene Pgm5). Gene Ontology annotation, cellular component: adherens junction; sarcolemma; cell-substrate junction. The transcript is spliced from 11 exons. Gene Ontology annotation, biological process: carbohydrate metabolic process; myofibril assembly; striated muscle tissue development. NCBI's taxonomy places the organism in Eukaryota, Metazoa, Chordata, Mammalia, Rodentia, Octodontidae. Gene Ontology annotation, molecular function: magnesium ion binding; phosphoglucomutase activity. The record is from RefSeq and is a predicted model, not a curated record. Bases 112 to 1815 code for a protein of 567 amino acids.
GGCAGGGGAGGGGUCGGCGAGGCGGAGCCGGGAGCGCCGCCAGGCCGGUGGGGCCCGCAGAUUCCCGGAUUCCCGCGGCUGCCCAGCCGCGCAGGACCGGCCCGAGGCGCCAUGGAGGGGAGCCCCAUCCCGGUGCUGACGGUGCCCACCGCGCCCUACGAGGACCAGCGGCCGACCGGGGGCGGGGGGCUGCGGCGGCCCACCGGGCUCUUCGAGGGCCAGCGCAACUACCUGCCCAACUUCAUCCAGAGCGUGCUGUCGUCCAUCGACCUGCGCGACCGCCAGGGCUGCACCAUGGUGGUGGGCAGCGACGGCAGGUACUUCAGCAGGACGGCCACGGAGAUCGUGGUGCAGAUGGCCGCGGCCAACGGGAUUGGACGGCUGAUUAUUGGGCAGAAUGGCAUCCUGUCGACCCCUGCAGUUUCCUGCAUCAUCAGGAAGAUCAAGGCAGCUGGUGGAAUCAUCCUAACAGCCAGCCACUGUCCUGGAGGGCCAGGCGGAGAGUUUGGAGUGAAGUUUAACGUUGCCAAUGGAGGUCCAGCCCCAGAUGUUGUCUCAGACAAAAUAUAUCAGAUCAGCAAAACUAUUGAGGAAUAUGCCAUUUGUCCGGAUCUUCGAAUUGACCUAUCUCGACUAGGAAGACAAGAAUUUGACCUGGAGAACAAAUUCAAACCAUUCAGAGUGGAGAUUGUGGACCCUGUGGAUAUCUAUCUCAAUCUCCUGCGGACCAUCUUUGACUUUAACACCAUCAAGGGUUUGCUGACUGGGCCCGGCCAGCUGAAGAUCCGCAUUGACGCUAUGCACGGAGUUAUGGGACCUUACGUGAGAAAAGUUCUAUGUGAUGAGCUGGGAGCUCCAGCCAAUUCUGCAAUAAACUGUGUUCCCCUGGAGGACUUCGGAGGGCAGCACCCCGACCCAAACCUGACCUAUGCGACGACCCUCCUGGAAGCCAUGAAAGGCGGAGAGUAUGGGUUUGGAGCUGCCUUUGAUGCUGAUGGAGACCGUUAUAUGAUUCUUGGCCAAAACGGCUUCUUUGUGAGUCCUUCCGACUCCCUGGCCAUCAUCGCCGCCAAUCUCUCCUGCAUUCCGUAUUUCCGUCAGAUGGGGGUUCGGGGAUUCGGGAGAAGUAUGCCAACCAGCACGGCGCUGGACAGAGUGGCCAAAUCGAUGAAGGUCCCCGUCUAUGAGACUCCGGCUGGAUGGAGAUUCUUCUCAAACCUGAUGGACUCAGGGCGAUGCUCUCUGUGUGGAGAAGAGAGCUUUGGCACUGGUUCUGAUCACCUACGUGAGAAGGAUGGCCUCUGGGCUGUCUUGGUCUGGCUUUCCAUUAUCGCUGCCCGGAAGCAAGGUGUGGAGGAAAUUGUUCGAGACCACUGGGCCAAAUAUGGUCGCCAUUACUAUUGCAGGUUUGACUACGAGGGCCUGGAGCCCAAAACAACAUAUUAUAUCAUGAGGGACCUGGAGGCUCUGGUCACAGACAAGGCCUUCAUUGGCCAGCAGUUUGCUGUCGGAAACCAUAUCUACAGUGUCGCGAAGACAGAUAGCUUUGAAUAUGUGGACCCUGUGGAUGGCACCGUGACCAAGAAACAGGGCCUGAGGAUCGUUUUCUCGGACGCGUCACGGCUCAUCUUCCGGCUCAGUUCUUCCAGCGGUGUGUGGGCCACCAUCCGGCUGUAUGCAGAGAGCUAUGAAAGGGAUCCCAGUGCUCAUGACCAGGAGCCACAGGCAGUGCUGAGCCCUCUCAUAGCCAUUGCGCUGAAAAUAUCCCAGAUUCACGAGAGAACUGGCCGGAGGGGACCCACUGUCAUCACCUGAGCGGAGAGAGAUCACUCGUGGAGGCCAAAGAGCGCUCAGUGGGGGACACUUCGUGACGCCUUCCUGUUACCUGUUUGUGCCUCUUAUGACAUGGAAAAUAACAAAAGAUGUUUUGUUGUUGGGAAGUAGGGGGCGGGUGGGAAAAGAAAUCAAUUUUGUUUUGCUUUUGUCCAGUUCCUCUGAUGCAACUGGAUCAGUAGUUGUCUGUUGUAGCUGCAUGUCUGUCAUUUGAUACCUGUAUUUUAUCACACAAAGGGGGCUCCCCUUGGAGAAAGUGAGUGGGCCGGGAAACCCUGAGUCACAGCUUCUGUACCUCUUUGGUACCACAUGAGAAAAGGGUCUAAAAUCAUGAAACAGAGAGAGGUGCCAGAGUUAAGGGACCCUAAGCCAGAGCAGCCCCUGAGCAGGGAGAAGAGCCACCCCUGUGCAGAGGAAGAGUCAGUUUCUCUUCCUAGGCCCACAUUUAGAUUUCCUAAUAGCCCCCCUCACCCACACAGUGGCCCGUGCCUUACAACCUCCUGAUGUCCCCGUCCCAUCUUCUUUCACAUCUUCUAGAGUGUUCUAUAAACCACAAUGAUAUGCUUCCAACAAAACAUAUUAAAGGGUGUUUUUCUCUUCCUUAGUUUAUAAAUAUUAUUUUAGCUGGCAAGCUGGUUGCAUUCCUUCAGAUGCAGCCAAUUUUGUGCAAGUGGCAGGAGUUUCUUGACAAGAUUCUGCAAAUGAACGCUUAAAAGGCGGGGAGGCCUAACUUGCUUAUAUCACAUAGACUGAUAGAUGACUUUAUCCAGAUUUUUCCUGAGAAGCAGGAACACCAUUGUGUGCACCAUAGCUCUGGUUUUCCAGGUAAAGGCCUCUUUUCAUGCACUUGUUUGAACACAGUUCCGACCUUACUUUCAAUGGCUGUAAAAAGGAGAGAGUGGAGGUGCUGUGAAAGUAGCAAAUGCAGAGGAUGCUGGAAGAAAGCCUUUCUGGCUGGACAGCCCUGAGCCUGGAGGAGAGGGCUGCCAGGCCUCCUAGGGGCAGAGGACCACGCUGGACUUUGUUUGCUAGGCAAGGAAAUGGAAAGGCAGCUCUGGUAGACCUGGCUGUGCUCAGGCAGAAUGCUGGGGGCUCGGGACCUGCUUGCUUUCGGGGGGGGGGACCAGCACACCCCACCAUCACAUCCUUUGCCGAGGUGACCUAGUGCACUCUGACUGUUAAGCAAUGUAUCAUGGCUGUACUCAAGCUUGGUGCGAACAAGGAAGCAUGCCCAGGAAGGCAGUUGCUUCCAUUUGCUGUCUGUGGUUCUGUCAGAAACUCGCUAGGACAUUUAGAAGCCAAUAAAAGGGAAAUUCCUUAUUUUAACCUGAGUUAAGGACUGAAGGUUUCAACUCAUUCAUUUCACCAUUUGAGAAACUCCAGGAGUGACCACCCUUCUGAUAAAUGUGCCUUUUGGAAUACUUGUAAGGACCAUUGUUCCUGAUUAUCACCUGGGGAGUUUGUGAAAUAAAUGGAAGAGAAAAAGUGAUUUGCUCAGAAUUGCCUACAGUAGUCAGCAGAAACUAGAAAGCAGCUAGACAUUCAUUGUAGUAGUCUUUAUUUUAAAAUAAUAAGAAGGUGGCUCUGAGACUUAAAGAAUGAGUUAUAAAAUGUAUCACCAGUGGAAUAAAAUUUGCCUUAUACCUUUGACUCU